ACGAGUUGCGUCCGGGUUCGCCGUACGUGCGAUAACGGGGGCGUCAAUCGGAUUGCGCGAUUGGGAGAGGAUUCCUAACCUCGUGCACGCUUUCCUCUCUCCUUCUCCGUCUUCUCUAUCCAUCUUUCUCUAUCCGUCACCCUGCCUUUCCAUCUCUGUUGCUCCUUCCUUCGGUCCGUCUCUCUCAUUCGGCUAUGGGCAACAGGUUUGAAUUUAUGGGACAAUAAAGAGUGCGGUGCGUAGUGCGCGCGUGUUUCCCUCUUGCUCGCACGAGCGCUCUCCUCUCUUUCCCACCAGCGAGAGCAGCCUCGUUUCUCCCACGGACACGUUCCGGCUCCUCUGCCAUCAGAGAACACCGCGCCGGAGACUAUCAAACUCUCAUAAAACUGUCAGCCGCGGCCGGCCGGCUGACUUAUGCGCAUCCCUUCUUUCGUUCGCGGCUAGAGACCCGUUUGCUCCUCGACGCGUAUUCCUUCUGAAGCACGGGGCCCGCGAAAUGCGGCCGAAAGUGGCUCGAUGGCAGUGAUCUACCUUUGGUCGCGAGAAAUUUCGUCUAAGAGAAACGAAGAAUCUACAUUCCGUCGAAGCAGCAGCCUUUCAACUCGGAAAUUAUCGAGGGCCGUCGUCGUUCAAACUCGUUAAAUCUUGAAGAUUUGGUCGAAGACACAGGAGGAAAUUAAAGGUAGCAAUUAAAAACGACGAUGAUCGCGCGAUACCGCUAACGUAACGAAAAACGAGAAAUUGCAAAAAGAUCGAGGCGAUCGGCGAUCAAGCAGAACGCGGCGGUAGCAUCUAGCGGGGAACCACCUCUUCUUCCUUCUUUCGACGGCACGAGGGUGUACGCGGAAGGGGGCGCGUGCGCGCGUUGCCCCCUCGCAGAGACGGCAAGCGGAAGACUACUUCUUGGUGACGUUGCGGCUAGAAGAUUGCAAAGGAGAAAACGACAGCAAAGCAGAAAGAGAGAGAAAGAAGCAGAGAGAUCCUCGCCCCACCAUCGGUCCUCGGGGCUCCCGAAUAUCUCUCCAUUAGCCCCCCUGACGGUGCUAUCCCCUCUCUGUGACCCCACGGAUUUCCUGUCCUGCUCGCACACCCCUCUCGUCGGCUCUUGUCACGUCGGGUAGCAGCCAGGCAACACCACCACACGAGCAAGCAGCAGCAGCAGCGCCAGCAGCAGCACCACACAGACCCGACGGAGACGCAAGGAACGGGGUUGAAGAAUCCUACGCCGGCGGAGAGACCAAUCAAGGUUUGACGAACGACGGGGAUUGGUCGAGGCGCUCCUCUGACACGCAGAGAGCGCGGGCACGUGACAAGCUACCGCAUACACCGGGCCUCCGUUGGAUCGUAGCGAGGCCUUCAGUACGAUACCAACCACCCUCCGCGCACGCAACAGGAACGGUGAACGCCGAGCCGCGGCAAUAACGCUUCACCCCCUAAUGCGGUGAUAUCGGUACACCGGCAUACCGACGAUUCACCGCGGACAGAGAAUCAUUCGCCACGGUUCCGUCUUCCGUCAUACGACGAUCGCGUUUUCUUCGUUCGCCGUGUACGUUCUCAUUUUUUCGUCGAUCUUACUGUCAUACGGACGCAUCGCAUCGGUUGGUUACGUUGGAGAUAAUACGUCGUAUCGCGAACGCCGGCACAAUCGCGGAUUUCGUGCAUACGCUGUUUCAAAGGACACGCGGUGAUUCGUGCGAAUAAAUCAUCGACGAAGAAAGAAAUAAAGAAGUGCAUGGGGUCUGGUCUUCAAUGGGGCGACCCGAUAAGCCGGCUGUUACGCGCUACUGCACGCUGCCUCGACGAGUUCUCUGUAGGUAAUUGCGACUCGUGAGGUCGUAAAGAAGCAGAAGACAGUUUUAUAGCCUAGGCCCACGUGGCCCUCGUAAACUCGACACGGCUCAGGUCGGUUUAGACUCUGCCCGCCUGCCGGUACACGACUGCGUCUCUUUCUAUUCGUCGCGAUCCCCCUCGUUCAUUAUCGAAUCGUUUAGGGACGUGUUUAUCCGCGUGUAACGGGCCGCGAUAGGUGUGAACACGCCAAACGAACAAGAGAACGGUGAGCUCGUUUUUUAUUCCUAACCAAGUGAUAGCACCUAAUAUCCAAGGUUCCUCUGUUAUCGGCAAGUGUGACAUGCUACCGUUCCCACCGUCAUCGUCCUCGUCUUCGUCGUCGUCGUCGUCGUGAAAUCAACGACCAGCGAUGACAGGCUCUCGUAUUUAACGACAGUGCGCGUAUCUUGCCGCCACUCGGAGAUCCAGAUUAGAUCGGUGGUGUUGUUGUCGUGGAAUAUCGAAUCGUAACACGUGUGGAACGAAUCGGGUAACAGUGACGUUAACGACGGGUGCAUUACUCGCGUGAACCAUGAGUUCCUAUCAGUUCGUCAAUUCGCUGGCGUCUUGCUACGCGGGGCAGCAGACGCAACAGCAACCACGAGCCACAGCUAAUUCACCUGGAGAACCGAUGCAGGCGGCGUCGCCUGCAGGCGGAGACUAUUACAAUCCGAAUGCAGCAGCGACUAGCUACCCUGCACCGUGUUACUCUCCUCAGCAACACUAUCCUCAGCAUCCGUACGCCACACCAGCCUCUGGAAUGCAACAUACAGCGCCUACGGGUAUGAUAGACUACACGCAGUUGCAGCCACAGCCUCGAUUGAGCGCAACGACAACCUCGCAGCAACACAAUUUGCACCAGCAGUCGCAACAUCAUCCGCAACAGCACCAUCCUCAGCAGCAGCUGCAUCAAGACCCGACGACGCCACUUCUUCAGGCCGCGUCCGCGCCAUCGGCACCGUCCACGUCGAGCUGCAAGUACGCCGACUCGACGUCCUCAACCAGCGUCGCGUCGCCCCAGGAUCUGACCACGUCCACCUCUAGGAACAGUCCGACCCCUCUGGUAGCACCUGGCACCAGCAAAGCCGCGUCAGGCCUCACCUCGCCGCCUGGAAGUUCGUCGAGGUCGUCGGUCGCUGCAUCCGCCGCCUCACCCGCAAGCGGAAGUUCCAGACCUGUAGCAGAGGGAAGUUCCACAUUGACCACCGCGUCAUCCGCAUCCUCGCCAGCAUCCUCGACCUCCAGUACCUCCAGCACUGGCAACAACUCGUCGAAUAAGACAAACCCCACCGGCAACGAGCCACCGAAGAUCUACUCGUGGAUGAAGAGGGUGCACAUCGGACAGAGCACGGUGAACGCGAAUGGCGAGGUGAAACGACAGAGGACGUCGUACACCAGGUACCAAACGCUGGAGCUGGAGAAGGAGUUCCACUUCAACCGCUACCUGACGAGGCGGCGUCGCAUCGAGAUCGCGCAUGCCCUUUGCCUGACGGAACGUCAAAUCAAGAUCUGGUUCCAGAAUCGGCGGAUGAAGUGGAAAAAGGAGCAUAAGAUGGCGAGCAUGAACAUUGUUCCGUACCACAUGUCGCCGUAUGGCCACCCUUACCAGUUCGCGCCCCACCCAGGCCAGUUCGCUCAUUUGGCCACAUAGGACGAGUUCUCGCCCGCCGAGCUCGGAGCACACGCUGUCCGGUUCCCCGGGAUGUACGGCGAGCAGAACUUCUAAAAGGCUUUUUUCCUGUUCUCGGCUCGGUCGCCGUCACCAAAGACUAUAGCAAGUCUCGCGUGACCUGGCGGCCCGGGACACUUCACUUCCAGUAGGACACGUGGUGAGACCCGACGAGGUCUGACACAGGCCACCGAUGCCUCGACGGAUUGUCACUCGUCAAGCAGAAUUUCUACUCCUCUCGUUCUUUUUAUUCUUUUUAUCCCUCUCCCUCUUCUUCCCCUACCCGGCCUUUCCGUCGUCUUCUCUCAUCGUCUUUUUGCUGGUAUUCGAGUACUACACGCGUUGCGUUCAGACGAGAAAGGGUUUUAGAGUUUUUAUCACGAGGAACCUCGACCCGACGUGUUCAAACUUUAAGAAACGAAACUUCCUGAAAUUCAUCGUGGUUUUACCGUAUUUUAUGCUACCUUUUCCAUACACGAUCGAUUGGAAUUCGACGAUCCGUCGGUCUGUGCCUGUGUCCAUCCAUAAGAUACUCCGUCACAAUACAACUAUUUGAAGUUGAAGGGAAGCCAAAAAUUUUCUGCAAAGCACGCCGUGCGCCCGAUUAAAUGGACUGGACGCGCUCCGAGGGGCUCUCGCCGCGGCUGGAUUACAAACGUACCGAUGCUGAACGCGGACGAGGAGCCACCUCAGCGGGUGAGAUAAAACCGCAUCAGUAGUUUUUAAGGCUUAGAAAUUAGCGGUCUAAGAAAUUAAUUAAUUGAGCGACUAAUUAAUUAAUUAUCUUGUCUGGCUGCGCACUGUUCCGCACCUCUGGAUCUAUCCAAACCCCCCUCCUCCCCACCCCUUGGCCCCUGUAUCCAACCUAUGCACAUCGUUCCCUAUAUUCCGAAUACGAAGGAGAAACUAAAAAAGAAAAAGAAAGGAAAACAGAGGAUGCGCUGAUGUACUUACUUAACUUCUCGUUUCUUCUUCCACUUCCUCUCUUCUCUUUCUGUUCUUUCGCUCGUUCUCGAAAUCUGUCUCUCUGCGAGGGCGCGUUCGUCGAUGGAGAUUCGCGGACCACGCAGUCUCCAUCGGCGUACCGCGCAGUUUCUAUGUGCACGUUAAAGUCUCUACUUCAUAGUACGUAAGGUGCCUAUUAAUACUCGAGUCUAUUCUCUGCCGUUUUUCGAUAGAGGCUGCUGACAAUUUUCGAAGUCCGCUCGGUCGACACGAGAUAAGUCGCCAAAUCGAUGCGACAAAGCGCAUGUUAACUUUAUAGCGAGUAAGAACAGCCGAUAGUUAAGAACAAGCUGUUGUAUCGCGCCACCGCGAACCUCGUUUGCUAUACCGCAGUUCGUUAAGCCAAAUCGAUCGGAAAAGUAUCACUGCUUUCCUCUACAAUUUACAACAUUCUAAAUGUACACAUCUAAUACACCAAGUCACUUGUUUCACACGAUAUUCCAUGUUCCUCUUAUUUUUCUCUUUUCUGCCGUGUUUUUUUAAAUAUAUGUUUCUUUAUUUCCUAUGUCUUCAUCGAACACAACCAAGUUGUCGAAGGUAACACUCGAUGGGUUUUGAAUUUUCGAUAGAACAUUAAGAAGAAAUCGGUGAGCAGCCGAAGAUAAGCAAGCUCUCUGUAAAUACCGCGGUCCGUGUUUUUCUAUGGCAGCUAACGAUCGUCGUUUCAGAACGAACUACAAUAUGAACUGUUCUUUUUUACGACGAUAACUUUAGGCGUAGUACGCGUGCGAUUCAACCAGAGCAACACAAUUUCGAUACGGAACCGUACGAAGUCGAGUCUCGUUGCACUCGCAGAAUUCUCGCGUCGCGUCGUUCUUUAUAAUAGUUGCAAAUGUUCGGUGCAUUAUACAUACGAUACAAUAUUGUUGGAAAUUGUACAAGAAUUAAAGAAUGUACAACUUUUCGUCUAGAGGUAACAGAGAUUUCCAAAUCAGCUGUUCACACGUACAUAUGCGAGAUAAACACGUUCGUGUCCGCGCAUGCGUUUGCCGUUUGCCUGCGCGGUCGCAACUGCGCAUAGCGACGCGACGCCGCGUGCAAUACGAGCGAAUGAAGCGGAGUUUGUACAGUAAAACGGACGAACCGACGAAAAACGAGCAAUUGUCCUUUAAGGAAGAGAGUGAAAAGAAAGAGGAAGUGGAAUAGAAAGAUUCCUCUACUUAAUCGAACAAAACGGCAGGUGUAUAAAUGAAUUUAGAUAAUGUGUUCGCGGUCGUGGUGCGCGCACGUUCGCGCGCUCGCGUUAAUUGGUUUAUCUUGUGAUACGAAGACAUGGAAAAAAGAAAAGCUAUAAUUAAACGAGAAAAAAAAUAAGAUAAACAGCUAGCAGUCGCUCCGUGCUUAGUAAGAUGUCGUGAACUGCGUAACUUUAUGCGAAGCAAAUUCGGAAGAAUACAGGGAUCUAAAAAAGUAUAUAUUAUCGAUAUUUAGAGAGAGAGAGAGAGAGAGAGAGAGAGAGAGAGAGAGAGCAAGAGAGUGAGUGAGAGAGAGAGCGAGAGCGAGAGAGAAAAAGAUUAAAAAUGUAAGGUGAAAACGAACAAGGCGGAAAGAGAGAUGUAAGUGUAGGCUAUAAUGUUGAAUUGUACAUAGCUAUUGAAUAUAUGGCAACACAAUAUUGAACGACGUUAUUAUCGUACGAGGCGUUAACGAACGAGCCGAUUCCUUCAGUUCUUUUGCAGUCGAUAAGCGACAAAAAAUGAUGUAUCCGUGCUUCGUGGAACGUAAUUGUUUGUGAUAUCUGGCACAGAUGCAGGAUACAAGUUGUUCGAAGAACGAAUCGAAGCAUAUUUCCUAUGUUGCAGAAUCUUUCGUUAUCGCCUGGUACUUUAUAUAGGAAUAUUUAAAGAAAAAGAUAGUGAGGAUUAUAAUAGUAAUUAUUAUUAUUAUUAUUAUUAAUAUUAUUACAAUGAUUAUUGAAAUUAUUGACAUUAUUGCUAUUAUUCUAUUGAGAGUGAGCCUGUUGCUAAUGACUUGGUCCAGUGUUAAUAUUGUAUUUUAUUUGUUUCGUUAUUAUUAUUAUUAUUAUUAUUUUUUUUUUUUUUUUUUUUGUUGUUCACGCCGCGUGUCGUACACAACACGUUCCGUACCUAUGAAUGCAGAGUUCGGUUUUUCGCGCUCUUUAAGGGAAAAGAAUCCGUCGUGAAUGGGAGACGCGGAACGCGUGUCUUUUCGACGUUCGUCGUUUUACUUUCUUCAAGUCGACCGCGUCGUUCGGUAAACACGCGUCGCCGACUCCGUAGAAAUCGAGGAUGAAAAGAAACAGUGGUCAACGAAGCGAAUAAGAAGAAGAAGAAGAAGAAGAAGCCUAUUUACUCGUCAGGUGCGAAGGAUGCGUUCUCCACUUUAAAUUAAGCUCAAGUAUUACGUUCGUGUAGCGUCAACUCAAAUGUUACUUCAUUCCAUGUAAUAUACGUAAUAGUCUAACUAAAAAUACCUACUUAAUACAUCUACGUAACCUAGAGCACCGUACGUGUAAGGUCGCAUAAUUAUAUAAUUUAAAUUGUAAUUAUUAAAUGAUAUGACGUACAGAAACAUACUAUCGUUAUUCAUUACCUGAUAAUUCCGAUACAUCAAAUUCACGAAACCAUUACUAAUUAUGGCUUCUAAGAGCCAUCAUAACCUAUAAUUACAGAA
Messenger RNA from Bombus huntii, 7138 nucleotides. It is a transcript of the gene Scr, whose product is annotated as homeotic protein Sex combs reduced. The transcript has 2 exons. Gene Ontology annotation, biological process: anterior/posterior pattern specification; regulation of transcription by RNA polymerase II. NCBI's taxonomy places the organism in Eukaryota, Metazoa, Arthropoda, Insecta, Hymenoptera, Apidae. Bases 2363 to 3481 code for a protein of 372 amino acids. Gene Ontology annotation, cellular component: nucleus. The record is from RefSeq and is a predicted model, not a curated record. Gene Ontology annotation, molecular function: RNA polymerase II cis-regulatory region sequence-specific DNA binding; DNA-binding transcription factor activity, RNA polymerase II-specific.